This is a messenger RNA of Schizophyllum commune H4-8, 2004 nucleotides long. RefSeq lists its product as uncharacterized. Lineage: Eukaryota; Fungi; Basidiomycota; Agaricomycetes; Agaricales; Schizophyllaceae. The record is from RefSeq and is a predicted model, not a curated record. The transcript is spliced from 8 exons. Bases 400 to 2004 code for a protein of 534 amino acids.
GUGCAAUCUGCUUAUGACGCCUCCACGCCCCAGCUUUGUGUGCGUAUCUCUGCUCUGGCAUGCUCCCGGUAUGAACCCUCGAUCAAAAUCCAUGACUACUGCACCGCCAAUGUUACAAAUGAUCAUGAACCUCGAGCUCAAGGCGUCCUUAGCAGCACUAGACUUGGUUUACGGCGGAUAUAUGGGGAAAACUGGCCCUGCGUGUGACUUCUGGAUGCUGUAGGGUUCGCGAGUUUAUGUCUAUGGGUUCCAAUAGAUGUGAGCUUGUGGUCCGGACGAGCGCCCGGUCAUAAGCAUGUCUCGAUCAUCGUCCGCAUAUAAAGAACGGCGCGAACGACUUCAGGAGCCAACAACGCCAUUAAACUCAUCCCAGUAACAGCACAGCGCACAUACCCAGAAAUGGCUCGUGGCAAAGCAAAGGAGACAAGGAUUGACUAUACGGUGUCGCAGGGUCAGCGCGGACGCAAUCCCGGAAUUGGCAAGAAGUUGAAGCGAGUUCAGGAAACGGGAAUGUACCAAAUUCUUCCGCCUACAGUGGAAGAUUUGCCUGCGCACGGCGCGGACGAACUCGGCCCCCAAUUCCCCUCGACGUAUACGAACUACAGCGUCAAUGUCGCCAGUGUUGCGGAUCUCCGCGUAGUCAUCGAGGAAUUCAACGAGAGGAACGUUCGCUAUGGCAUCGACGUGACCUACAACCUCAACAAAGGCUCACUCGAGGAUACUGACCCCCUCGAAGCUCCUAACCUCGUCUCAUUCAGUAUCAAGGCCGAGAAUCUCGAUGCAGAGAAACGUGCGCAGGUCGGCGAGCUGCUCAACAUCGUCACGCCGCAGAAUCUCGUUUACGUGAGGCUAUCGCUGCUCGGUGGCAGGCCAACCAAGGCACUCGACACCAGCGUCUUCGACUUCCUCGGCCGCCCACUAUCAACGCUCACGCACGUCAGCCUCGAGCUGUCAUUCUGCUACAAGGCAGGCCUCCUUGAGUAUCUCGUAUCCGACGCUGCCGCCCAUCUCGUAUCUCUGGAGCUUCAGACCAAUAGCGCCGUGGCGGACAUCAUCUUCGAGGCUCUACGGAACGAGGACUACCACGCACUGCCAAACCUGCAGCGCCUUUGUCUCCGCCUUAAAGUCCUGCCAGUUGAUCGCCUCUUCGAGGCGCUGAAACUGCGUCAUGACCACGGACUUCGUGACCCUCUCCGCGUCGAGAUCGUGCAGGAAGUCGACCCGGAUAUUCGCGAGAGGGCGUUCGACCUGGGCGUCAGAUGUCCAAUCACUGGUGCAGAGGAGAACUUGUACAUCAUCAACCUCAUCGCCCUUUCCGCAGCGGACGCUACGACGGAGCUACAGAGGGCUCAAAUGGAGUGGGCUUGGGGCUUAGAACGGGGAGGCUUCCUGUACUACGUGGAUAGUCCACCUAACGAGAUUUGCUUACAUUCCGACAUCGUUCGUCAGUAUAAUGCUGGAGACUUUGUACUCCUGCCGACGCACAAGACAUAUAUGGACGCAAUGGCCUUCACCCAGCGAGCGGGCGGUUGGCACCGUGAUGAAGAAGAUGAUUCGCCACGGCGCCCUCUAACAGCACUUGGCAGCUCCUUCCGUUACGUUUUCAUCCCUCUCAAUACUCGGGCGGAAAAACUGAUCCCUGGCUCACUCAUGCAACCUCAGACCGACGAAGACUGGAACCAUGGUAUACACCCGAUUACUGGCGAGGCUUUCUACAGUUGGGUCAAGGAUUAUCCUGUCGUCGAGAUUCACAGUCACCCGGUCUCGGUAUGCGCGAUGGCUCAAGAGGCCUUGGAUUAUGCGCCGCCGGUGCACCUCAAUCUCACGCCCUGGACUUCCUGUUUGUCGCGCUUGCAGAGGAAGUGGGGCUUCUGCUCGUUAUCCAUCGAACCCCCUCAGUGGUUUGUCGAUACCGACGAUCGAAACGACUACUACGACGAGAGCCUGAAUGGUAGUACCACGCUACGCUUCCUCGGCCGGGACGGCCACGCUGCAGGGCAGUAG